Molecule: messenger RNA, 550 nt
Organism: Meloidogyne enterolobii
Lineage: Eukaryota; Metazoa; Nematoda; Chromadorea; Rhabditida; Meloidogynidae
Source: the annotation of a GenBank genome assembly
GCGGGACAGAUGGCUUACGGUUCUGGUCAACGAAUGAAUCUUAAAGUUCUCAAGCGAAUGAUUGACGUUAAUUUUCUUGGUCAUGUUGCCAUCAGCCAACGACUUAUGGAUUGGAUCCCUGAUGAUGGAGCAAUCGUUCUAGUUAGUAGUAUUGUUGGACGUGUUGCUCUUCCAUAUUUAGGAGCCUAUUCUGCCUCAAAACAUGCAGCUCAGGGUUUCUUCGACAGUCUCCGCGCUGAAGACCGUCCGCAACUUCAUAUUUUAACAGCUAGUGUUGGUUAUGUCAAUACAUCAUUGGCAAUAAAUUCGUUGAACGAGAAAGGCAAGACAAUUGGUCGAACAGAUCCUGGACAAGUUGCUGGAAUGAGUCCUGAAUAUUCAGCGCGCGAAAUUGUUGCAGCUGUUGAACGUCGUGAAACAGACCUAUUGUUGGCACCAUUCAUUCCACGUUUACUGGCGAUUAAGUCUUCGUCUUGCCACACCAAAUCUUCUUUGGUUUCUACUCCAUAGACGAUUUCGGAAUAUUUAUGGAAAUUUUGGAAAAUGUUGU